AGAGGCUGAAGCCAGAAGCUCAUGAAUCUGUUGAUGUGGUUCUGAUCCAUUCUGUAGGAACCUGCUCAGAGGAGGAAGAAGGAAUCUUAUAGUGAUGGAACUUCUCACAGACAGGAUUGAGUUUCUUUGUCUCCCAACACGCUGCUGAUCGUUUGAUUCUUUUCUUCUUCUCCUCUCGAUGUUCUUGUGUGUGGAGGUGAGUUCUCGAUGGGCGAGCUCCAGGAUCCCUUCCUCGUCUGCGUCCACCUCAUCGCUGACCCCGGCCAGGGCAAGUUGCUGCAGCGUGCUGCCGACGGCGUGCUGGCGUGGGUCCACCCUGAGCUGCAGCUCUUCCGGGUCUCGGAGCGGGCCUCCGUCUGCCGGCCCAAACGCCAUCAAAACGGAGGCCCGGUUGGCGCCUGCCAACCGGCCCUGGCGGUCAUCGUCUUCCUCCAGGAGGCGCACGGCGGCGAGGAGCAAGUGCUGAUGCUGCACCGCGCUCUGCAGAAGCCGCCGUGGUGCUUCCACCACACGGAGACGGUCAGCAAUGGCCGCCGGAUGUCACCGCUGUCGCCGUGCAGUCAGGACUUCUUCACGCUGUCCGCCGGCACGCCGCUCUGGGCCAUGCGGCAGGUCCACUACGGGAAAGAGAUUGUGCGCUUUACCGUUUACUGCCGACACGGGAACUACGUGGACAUGGUGCGGCUUUACAAGCUGCUGCUGCAGCGCAGGCCGGCACAGAAGAAAGAGGACUUCUGCUUCUUCGUGGUGUACUCCAACCCGGAGAUGGAGAUCCAGUUGUCCUUCAAGAGGCUCCCGCGAGGCCAGAGUCCCGCUGUGCUGGAGUCGGCGGUGAUGGAGGUGAGGGUGCGAGAUAUCGGGACGCUGGUGCCCCUGCUGCCUCAGCCCUGCAGCCCCAUCAGUGAGGUCCGCUGGCAGACGGAGGACUACGAUGGAAACAAGAUCCUGCUGCAGGUGAGGGGGG
This is a messenger RNA of Anarrhichthys ocellatus (wolf-eel), 964 nucleotides long. RefSeq names its product protein FAM124A. The record is from RefSeq and is a predicted model, not a curated record. Lineage: Eukaryota; Metazoa; Chordata; Actinopteri; Perciformes; Anarhichadidae. The transcript has a single exon. The annotation marks the transcript as partial.